GUCGAGUUGACCGUCUGGGCUGCUUCUGAGGGAUCAACGUGACUCGCUGUCAAGUUCAGCCACUGCCCAAGUCGUUGUUAAGCUGGUGAUGAGAUGGGGGUCAACCAGUCCAUGAGCUUUCCGCCUGUCACGGGACCCCACCUCGUAGGCUGUGGGGAUGUGAUGGAGGGUCAGAGCCUCCAGGGCAGCUUCUUUCGACUGUUCUACCCGUGCCAAGAGGCAGAGGAGACCUCGGAGCAGCCGCUGUGGAUUCCCCGCUAUGAGUACUUCGCUGGCCUGGCCGAAUACCUGAAGUUUAAUAAGCGCUGGGGGGGGUUACUGUUCAACCUGGCUGUGGGAUCUUGUCGCCUGCCUGUUAGCUGGAAUGGCCCCUUUAAAACAAAGGACUCUGGAUACCCCUUGAUCAUCUUCUCUCAUGGCAUGGGAGCCUUCAGGACACUCUAUUCAGCCUUCUGCAUGGAGCUGGCUUCUCGUGGCUUUGUGGUUGCUGUACCAGAGCACAGGGAUGGGUCAGCUGCGGCCACCUGUUUCUGCAAGCAGACCCCAGAGGAGAAUCAGCCUGAUGAGGCCCUGGAGGAGGAAUGGAUCCCCCACCGUCAAAUUGAGGAAGGGGAGAAGGAAUUCUAUGUUCGGAACUGCCAGGUGCACCAGAGGGUGAGCGAGUGUGUGAGGGUGUUGAAGAUCCUACAGGAGGUCACUGCUGGGCAGACUGUUAUCAACAUCUUGCCUGGCGGGUUGGAUCUGAUGACCUUGAAGGGCAGCAUUGACGUGAGCCGCGUGGCUGUAAUGGGACAUUCGUUUGGAGGGGCCACAGCUAUUCUGGCCUUGGCCAAGGAGACGCAAUUUAGGUGUGCUGUGGCUUUGGAUGCUUGGAUGUUUCCUCUGGAGCAUGACUUUUACCCCACGGCCCGAGGCCCUAUCUUCUUUAUCAACGCUGAGAAGUUCCAGACAGUGGAGACUAUCAACUUGAUGAAGAAGAUUUGUGACCAGCACGACCAAUCCAGGAUCAUAACUGUCCUGGGUUCUGUUCAUCGGGGUCUAACCGACUUUGUUUUUGCGGCUGGUAACUGGAUUAGUAAAUUCUUCUCCAGUCACACCCGUGGAAGCUUGGACCCCUAUGAAGGUCAGGAGACCGUGGUGCGGGCCAUGUUGGCCUUCCUGCAGAAGCAUCUUGGCCUGAAAGAGGACUAUGACCAAUGGAACAACUUCAUUGAAGGCAUUGGACCAUCACUAACCCCAGGGGCCCCACGCCAUCUGUCCAGCCUGUAGGCACAACUGGUCAUUUGUGGAAGGUCCCUGAGCUGAGUUCCCGUGUGGGGCCUGCCCAGGGAUACCCUUGGCCUCCUAUCAGGAAGUGAUUGCCAUGACCCUUCUGUGGUGAUUGAGAGGAUAUAAUCACACUGCUGAUUGGUAACGGGGUACUUGAAUCUCAGACUUGUCGAUCUUAAACUCAUGUUGGGACUUGGGUCACUUACUGAUGGGCGAACGGACAUUCUGAGGACUGAGCCUUAAUGGUAUGGGGUACAAGCAGUGGGAUCGGGCUGGGGAAGACCUAAGCCCUAAGCUGAGCACUAUGAGCCCUAUUAACCUAGCCAGCCAACCCCCUCACCUUGGGCCAAUGUGGCUUCUGCAGUGGAAGAAAUGAAGCCAAAAGACGGAGGGAAAAUUCCCACCAUCCGGACCUCCAGCCCAACUUGGCACUGUCUCUUCCUCCUUCUCUGCCUUUCCCUCCUCCCCAGGGCUGCUUGGUGAGUUCUGAGCACCUUAGGUGGCUUUCUAGGAUCUGGACCACCAUCAGAUUUUUCUGUUUAUUUUCAAGCCUUCUCAUCUCAUGAAGCAUAGUCCUGGUCUUCAGGAGAAGGUAUACUUGUUAGCCUAUAGAAGGGGCAGAUAGCCUUGUCAUGAUAGCGCAGGGAAAGAGGCUGAGGGACAAGGGGUACCCCAAAGCUCUGCAUGUCUUAAGAGUUUUGCUGAAAAUCUCACUUGACAGGAAACAACACAAGUAGGUUGAUGGAGAAAGUAGAAUACACUGGUAAGUAGCCAUUUGAACAGGCCCUCACCACAAAAGGGAGAGAGUUUGGUCAGUUCGAAUGCAGGAAGCCAUCUCUAGAGAGAAGUCUAGAAACACUUCAGUUUCGCCUCUUACCUCAGGUGUCGUGAGCCUCCAACUUGUUCAGGAUCAGGGUGCUCUAGUGGCCUGUCUCCUGGCUCUGAGGGCCUAGCCUCAGAGUUAAGUCAAGCUAUAGACUGGAUUUCCGUUUUGUCCCAUUUGUAAUGUGAAUGAUAUUAAUACUCAUGUUUGCCUAAUGAUAUGUUGGAGUAUUUUCUAUAUUUAAUCUUCAUUACAGCAAGAUGGGGAG
Messenger RNA from Budorcas taxicolor (takin), 2360 nucleotides. RefSeq names its product platelet activating factor acetylhydrolase 2 (gene PAFAH2). Gene Ontology annotation, molecular function: 1-alkyl-2-acetylglycerophosphocholine esterase activity. The record is from RefSeq and is a predicted model, not a curated record. Bases 94 to 1269 code for a protein of 391 amino acids. The transcript is spliced from 11 exons. Lineage: Eukaryota; Metazoa; Chordata; Mammalia; Artiodactyla; Bovidae.